UUACAUAACCUAUUUUAAUAAAAUUCAAAUUUUCCACAAAAAUGCAAGAAGACUGGAGCGUUGAAUGUUCGGACGACGAAAUUCGCGAUAAACCAAAUUGGGAACCAUCACCGGAGGAGAUAGAUCGCCUUUACACCAUGAUGGAUAAAGGUGAGGUCCCCGAAAUCUCAUGGAAGUGUCCCGGCUAUCGGUCGCCUUCGCCGGAAGUAACAGACAAGCUGGAAGAAAAUGAGAACUCCGCCCCACUCGAGGAUAAAUCGGAUUUCGACUUCAUGGACGAGGCAUCUUCGCCUACAUUAAAAAUGAGGAAAGAUGGCGAGGACGCACUCAAAGGCAGCGCCAAGAGGAAGGUCACCUCUUUAGAUGGCGUCAUUAGCAACAUGAGGAGGCACAAUCUACUACCGACACAACCAAAAGGAAGCUAGCGUUUAUUUAAAUGAAUGCAUUUAUAAUACUUGUAUCUAUCUUUGUGGUGCCGGUUUCGGCUUCGGCAUUUUGGCGAGUAAACCUUGAAUCUCCUUCUUCUCGUCGUAUUGCUUCCACAAUUCGUAUAGAUUAAUUAUAUACCUACAUAUUUCUUGAA
Molecule: messenger RNA, 583 nt
Organism: Photinus pyralis (common eastern firefly)
Lineage: Eukaryota; Metazoa; Arthropoda; Insecta; Coleoptera; Lampyridae
Product: PAXIP1-associated glutamate-rich protein 1-like
Exons: 2
Coding region: 42-425 (127 amino acids)
Source: RefSeq, a predicted model, not a curated record